AAUUUGCCCCAUGAUGUAUUUUUACCCUUUUUAAAAUCAAAAUCAUGGAUUAGGUUUUUAUUUUUUAAGGGGAUCAUGGAUUAGGUAUGUUGUUCUUCAUCAUCCCAAUUCCCAAUUGCAUAACGUGUAAUUAAUACUCUAAUAUAAUUAGACUAGAAAAAGAAACCAAAAACCUUUGUUGAACGCGGCAAAAUUGCAUCAAAACUCAAAGUUCGUUGAAUUUCAUCCAAGCAAAAAAUUCCCUUCAGUCAAUUCUCAAACAUUAACUUUUUCCGAUCACAAUUCAACCCAGAUCCCAAAUCCAAAUACCCAAAUCAGAAAACCAAUUAUACCCAUUUACCCACCAUGAUGAUGCUGGUAAAUUGUUCGGGUUGCCGGACUCCAUUACAACUACCUCCCGGCGCAUCAUCCAUCCGUUGUGUUGUUUGUCAAGCCAUCACACAUAUAGCCGACCCACGUGCCGCGCCUCCAUCUCAUCAUCCUUCACCACAUUCUCACGCGCCGCCCGGACAACUUACAGCACCCUCACCGUAUUCACACGCGCCGCCCGGACAACUUACAGCACCCUCACCGUAUUCACACGCGCCUCCUGGUCCGCCGGCAUCUGUGCAUGGCCGUAAGAAGGCUGUGAUUGUUGGGAUUUCUUAUAAAUAUUCAAGGCAUGAGCUUAAAGGGUGUAUUAAUGAUGCUAAGUGUAUGAGAUUUUUGUUGAUCAAUAAGUUUCAAUUUCCUUCUGAAUCAAUCAUCAUGCUUACUGAAGAAGAAACCGAUCCGUACAAGAUUCCUAACAAACAUAACAUUAGGUUGGCGCUGUUUUGGCUAGUAAAUGGCUGUCAGCCUGGGGACUCCCUGGUUUUUCACUAUUCGGGCCAUGGUUCACGGCAGCGGAAUUAUAAUGGAGAUGAAGUGGAUGGAUAUGAUGAAACUCUAUGCCCUUUGGACUUUGAAACACAAGGGAUGAUUGUUGAUGAUGAAAUAAAUGCAACUAUAGUCAGACCUCUUCCUCGUGGGGUUAAACUUCAUGCAAUUAUCGAUUCAUGUCAUAGUGGCACUGUGCUGGAUUUACCAUUUCUUUGCAGAAUGCACAGGAGCGGGCAGUAUGUUUGGGAGGAUCACCGCCCACGAUCUGGCGUAUGGAAAGGAUCUAAUGGUGGAGAAGUUAUCUCAAUUAGUGGUUGUGAUGAUGACCAGACCUCAGCUGAUACAGCUGCUUUGUCACAGAUCACUUCAACUGGGGCUAUGACUUACUGUUUUAUACAAGCCAUUGAGCAUGGACAAGCUAGUACUUAUGGGAACUUAUUAAAUUCUAUGCGGUCAGCCAUACGUAAUGCUGGUAAUAGCUCUGGUGGAGGAGGCCUUGGAGGAGGUGUUGUUACAUCUCUUUUGACGAUGCUAGUCACCGGAGGAAGUGUUGGUGGGAGUUUGAGACAGGAACCACAAUUGACUGCUUGUGAGCCAUUCGAUGUGUAUACAAAACCCUUCUCAUUAUGAUAAAUCUUCCAUCGAUCGAACCCAUCUUCCCUAUAUGAAGAAGUUCCAAUAUAGUUGGAUCUGGUGGUAUCGUACGAUACAGAAUUUGAUUACUUUUUUGAGUUUUAGUUGUAUCCAUCAUUAUCAGAUUCGUUGUCAUGAUGAACUUAUUUGUGCAGAGUUCCAGAAAUUCUUGCGCCAAGCAAUAAAAUCUUGUGCGGAUUUAUUAUUUAAUUACAGGUUCUUACCUUUGUAGCAUGCUUUAUAAUUUAUGCUGCGUAAAUAUUACUGAUUGUAACAUAUUGUGUGGAAAAAUAUCAAUAUCAGUUGCAACUUGCAAGUAUAAUGAAAUGAAGAAGUACCCUUGAAUGUAUUGCGAGUACUUCGCAUAUUUUUUAUAUAAAAAACUUAUCAUUGUUCUCAAGUCCUCAUGCUUGUAUGGCGAGUGGUCGGAUUCAGAUAUGGGAUUCUCGAAAUUGAUUAUCAUAAUUAGAAAAAGGAAAUUAAAGGGCCCUCGACAAUAUUUGAAAUAUAUUUAUGUGUUUUACAGGAGUAAUUUUUUUUCAAAUUAAGUAUAAUUUAUAAUAAUUUAUGGGGGUCUAUGUACUCCCAAGCUCCUUACUGUGUCAUUCUACAUGACGGCAUCUGUCAUUAUUAUUGGUCACUGUUGGAUUGCGUAGUACUCCUGUGAUUUAAAACAUGUAAAAGUUUGACAAGAUAAAAAUAAUAAUUAACAAAACUUUAUUCUGAAAAUACCUAUUAUUUACAUUUUUAUUUAAAUAAGGUGUUAUAAGGAUAUGGUUAAAUCGGGGGAGCAAAAA
This is a messenger RNA of Amaranthus tricolor (Joseph's coat), 2291 nucleotides long. Its product is annotated as metacaspase-1. The coding region runs from base 346 to 1491 and encodes 381 amino acids. Gene Ontology annotation, molecular function: cysteine-type endopeptidase activity. Gene Ontology annotation, biological process: proteolysis. The record is from RefSeq and is a predicted model, not a curated record. The transcript is spliced from 5 exons. NCBI's taxonomy places the organism in Eukaryota, Viridiplantae, Streptophyta, Magnoliopsida, Caryophyllales, Amaranthaceae.